This is a messenger RNA of Suillus bovinus, 475 nucleotides long. RefSeq lists its product as uncharacterized. The record is from RefSeq and is a predicted model, not a curated record. NCBI's taxonomy places the organism in Eukaryota, Fungi, Basidiomycota, Agaricomycetes, Boletales, Suillaceae. Bases 82 to 444 code for a protein of 120 amino acids. The transcript is spliced from 10 exons.
AAUCAAGAGUCAAAGAUUCGAGACAUAGACAAGAAGUUUCACACAGCACAGUUGAUCACAUCUAUUUCGCACCGCAUUCUAAUGAAUAAUCUAUAUAAAGAGAGUAACAUGAUCAACUUGAUGUACAAACCCACUCCCACAACGCGUAUCAUGAAUGCUUCGAGUAUCAUUGCAGAGUUCCAGCAGCUUGAACAAUAUGAUGUGUAUGAUACCAUUGUCCGUCGACUUGGAGUCUCCGCUGCUGUGCUGUACGUAUGGGACUUCGUUCUGACAUUCCGUGAAGAAGUCGAUAUCCUAUGGGGAACGAAGUGGACGACAUCUAGGAUUUUGUUCUUCAUCAAUCGAUAUUUUGGACUUGCCGUAAUCAUUGCCUCGACGUUCUUUGAUGUCUAUACAAAUCCAGCUGCCCCCAUGUCAUGCGUUCACAAACUUCGACAUCAUUAGACUUCUCCUUGUUUUCAACAUUGAAGGUGGG